GGGGUUGCGGCGGGAGGGCGCGGCCUGGCGGCCGUUGGCGCGCAGCCAUGAGCCAGCAGCGAGGCCGAGGGGACGCCGGGGACGCUGUCCGAGAGCCGCAGGCCGGGCCCGGCCGUGUCAAGCGUCGCAAGACCAGGGGCGAGCGCAACCGGGCCAAGUUCGGCCCCAGCUUGCGUGGCGCCAGGGCUUAGCACUGCUGAAGCUGAGCUGCUUCCCCAGCCCAUGCAGAGCAGGGACACAGCGCUCCAUCACAGCCACCCCCUCACACCCCCACAGGCCAUCACUCAGAUAUCGUCUUUUCCCUGUUGCCAACCUUGCUCUCCUCCUGCAGUCACCAACUUCUCUGUCCCAGUUCUCUCCUGUUUUCAGCACUGAGACGAAGAAGAGGCAAAGCUUGUUCCCCUGGAUGUCAGAGGAUGAGGAUGACGCACAUCUUGAAAACCCAGCUCCGCAGUUCUGGGUGCGGACCCCCCCACCGCCAUUCAGGCCCACCUCCCCUGCACACUCCCCCAUCUCUCACCCCCGUGUAAGGCACUGCACAACCGAGACAGAGCUGCCACCCCAGCCAAGGCGGAGAAGGGACCCAGCCCCGCACUACUGCCGCUGCCGUGCCCCCCUGCAAGCUGUUGCUCAGACUCCAAGCCCCCCAGCUGUCCUGCCGCCCCCUGUUUUCGGUGCGCAGAGGAGGGAGAGGCAGAGCUGGUUCCCCUUGAUGUCGGAGGAUGAAGACGACACACAACCUGAAAAUUCAGCCCCAUUCUGGGUCCAGACCCCCUCACCACCACUGUUUAGGGGGCGGACCCCCCUCCGCAUCCCCUUGAGGGAGUCAGGCUGCACAUGUCGGGUAGCAUGGAAUCCCAGGGCAGGGGACGCAGCUGAGGGGCAUGGCCAGAUCCGCCCACGGUCCUGCGUACCACAGUGUCACCGGGCAUCGCAGCAUCCCUUGGCAGGGCUGCAAACCCCCCCACAACCACAUCAGUGCCGUGGGAACAGGCAGACACUCCCUGCCUUGCACCGGGGGACAUGUCUUUGUGCUCCCUCCCCACACCACCCCCACAAGCACAGCCCCUGUCCCCACAGCUGGCCGCACCCCACCUCGGACCUCCCCAUGUGCCACUGCUUGCCCCCCACCAGCUACCGGCCGCAGGGCUACAGGGGUCCAACAGAGCCACGGCACAGGGGGUGGCACUUGUCCUGCUGCCCCCGCAGCGCUGCUCCCCGCAGGGCAGGGGAUGGGGACUCCAACCCUAACGCCUGGCUCUUCCCUUGCAUGUACUGAGAGCACAGCAGUGCAGAGGAAGACUAGCUUUAUUGGGGUGCCCCUCCCUGUGCUCAAUAAAGGCUGUUAUGCCCUA
Gallus gallus (chicken) is the source of this 1355-nucleotide messenger RNA. Its product is annotated as extensin-like. NCBI's taxonomy places the organism in Eukaryota, Metazoa, Chordata, Aves, Galliformes, Phasianidae. The transcript has 7 exons. The record is from RefSeq and is a predicted model, not a curated record. The coding region runs from base 407 to 1279 and encodes 290 amino acids.